AUGUCGGCCGCCGCCGCCCAGCUGAGCACCGCGCGCCAGCUGACCUACUGGAAGCGAUGCCUCAAGACCUACCUGCCCCACCUGUACACGUCCAAUGACUGCAACCGCAUGACCCUGGCCUUCUUCAUCGUCGCCGCCCUCGACCUGCUGGGCGCCGUGCGCGACUCCUGCUCCGACCAGGAGCGCCGUGACUACAUCGACUGGGUCUACCGCAACCAGCACCCCGACGGCGGCUUUCGCGCCUCGCCCGCCAUGGACCUGGCCGCCGCCCGCUCCCCGGAGAACGGCCACUGGGACCCCGCCAACCUGCCCGCCACGUACUUUGCCCUGCAGACGCUGCUGGUGCUGGGCGACGACCUGCAGCGCGUGAAGCGCCGCGAGUGUCUCCAGUGGCUGCCGCGUCUGCAGCGCAAAGACGACGGCAGCUUCGGCGAGACGCUGGGCGAGGGCGGCCGCAUCGAGGGCGGCCACGACACGCGCUUCAUCUACUGCGCUGCCGGCGUGCGCUGGAUCCUGCGCGGCUUCGUCGACGGCGACGUCGACGGCGUGCAAGACAUGGACGUCGACGCCGUUGUGCGCUGCAUCCGCGCGUCCGAAACCUACGAUGGAGGCGUAUCCGAAGCCGCCUACCACGAAGCUCACGCCGGCUUCACGUACUGUGCCAUCGGCGCGCUAGCCAUGCUCGGUCGGCUCCCGAGUAAUGCAGGCACUCCUGUUUCGGGCCAUCCCUUGGCGGGCUUGUCCGACCCUGAACUCACCGCGCGGUGGCUUGUGGCACGUCAAACGCUCACGCUAGACGAGGAAGACGCCGUUGACGCGGCUGACGGCGAGGAGAUUGGCGCAGCCAAGACGCCAGCCGACGUUCCUCCCGUUGUCAAGCUGCACGGCCUUCCGACCCAAACCACUGCGCUUGACUUGUUGCAAUGGGCGGGCUUCAACGGCCGCUGCAACAAGAUCGCCGACACCUGCUAUGCCUGGUGGGUGUGUGCAUCCCUAUCGAUGCUUGGUAAGGUCCACCUGGUCUCGCAGCCCACCGCCCGCCGCUACCUGCUGGAGAAGACACAGCACCUGGUUGGCGGCUUUGGUAAAGUGCCUGGCGACCCUCCGGAUAUCUACCACUCGUACCUGGGGCUGGCUGCUCUGGCGCUGUUCGGCGAGCCCGGCGUUAAGCCCAUGCGCGCGUCCGCGUGCUUGAGCGAGCAUGCUUGCCAGUUCCUUGAAUCACUGCCAUGGCGCAAACAGAUCACCGGGUGA
Molecule: messenger RNA, 1254 nt
Organism: Diplodia corticola
Lineage: Eukaryota; Fungi; Ascomycota; Dothideomycetes; Botryosphaeriales; Botryosphaeriaceae
Product: geranylgeranyl transferase type i beta subunit
Exons: 4
Coding region: 1-1254 (417 amino acids)
Biological process (GO): protein geranylgeranylation
Cellular component (GO): CAAX-protein geranylgeranyltransferase complex
Molecular function (GO): CAAX-protein geranylgeranyltransferase activity
Source: RefSeq, a predicted model, not a curated record